AUGAGCACUAUCAUGUUCCUAAAUAUUCCCUUUAUACUAACUUCAAUUGCAUAUUUUCUUGUCCCAGCGUUAUCUCAGACUCCAUCAUCACCCUUUAACUACCAAGGAGAAUGGCACCUCUUGCAACCAAGCACUGGCAUAUCAGCCAUGCACAUGCAACUUCUACACAACGACAAAGUCAUCAUGUUUGACCGAACCGAUUUUGGCAUCUCCGAUCUCCCUCUUUCCAAUGGACGUUGUCGUAUGGACCCACACGACACUGCCCUAAAAAUCGAUUGUUCUGCUCACUCUAUACUAUAUGACAUACCAACAAACACGUUUCGACCCUUAAUGGUACAAUCAGACACGUGGUGUUCCUCAGGCUCUGUUCUCCCUAACGGAACCCUUGUUCAAACAGGUGGUUUUAACGAUGGUGCACGUAGCAUUCGCUUUUUCACUACAUGCUUCGACGCAACCUGCGACUGGGUCGAAUUCCCAGGUCUCUUAUCCCAACGAAGAUGGUAUGCAACAAAUCAAAUACUUCCAGAUGGUAGCGUAAUUGUUGUUGGAGGUAGAAAACAAUACAACUACGAAUUCUACCCUAGAACCCUCCAAAACUCUCCCUCAUCAAUUUACCUUAGCUUUCUCCAAGACACCACCGAUCCAUAUGAAAACAACUUGUACCCUUUCGUGCACCUUUUACCCAAUGGAAACCUCUUCAUUUUCGCUAAUACCCGUUCCGUUUUAUUAGACUACAAACAAAACCACGUGCUCAAAGAGUUCCCUCCAAUCCCUGGUGGAGAUCCCCGUAACUACCCAAGCUCAGGUUCUUCUGUUCUUCUUCCACUAGACGAAAACAGAGGCUCCAUAGAAGCUGAAGUUAUGGUUUGCGGAGGAGCGCCACGUGGCUCCUUCGAGAGUGCAUUAAAAGGUAUCUUCAUGAAAGCCCUAAGCACGUGUGGAAGGCUUAAAGUCACUGAUCCUAACCCUUCUUGGGUGAUGGAGAACAUGCCAAUGCCAAGAGCAAUGGGAGACAUGCUACUUCUCCCUAACGGCCACGUCGUUAUAAUUAACGGCGCUGGUGCAGGAACAGCCGGGUGGGAACACGGCCGUGAACCGGUUUUAACGCCGAUGAUAUUCCGGCCGUCGGAGACAGAUUCACGGUUGAGGUUUAGUGUAAUGGCACCCGCUUCAAGACCUAGGCUAUACCAUUCCUCAACGAUCUUGUUGAAAGAUGGAAGAGUGUUAGUUGGUGGUAGCAACCCACAUGUUUAUUACAAUUUCAGUGGCGUUGAGUACCCCACUGAUCUUAGUUUGGAAGCUUUUUCUCCACCUUAUUUGGCAUCGGUGAAUGAUCCGGUGCGGCCAACGAUUAGGUUUAUUUCAAAUAGUACUGUAUUGGGGUAUAGGGCGUUUUCUUAUGUCACGUUCACGGUUGCUAAUUAUGCUUCGGCGAGUGAAGUGUCGGUUAGGAUCCUUGCACCGUCGUUUACGACGCACUCUUAUGCGAUGAAUCAGAGGAUGGUGGUGUUGAAAUUGACUGGCGUUAAGCAUGUCGUCGGAUACACUUAUUAUGCCACCUUGGUGGGGCCGUCCACGGCGGAGAUUGCGCCGCCGGGGUACUACUUGUUGUUUGUGGUGCAUGCGGGUGUACCAAGUUGGGGUUCGUGGGUGCAAGUGAUGUAA
Molecule: messenger RNA, 1665 nt
Organism: Abrus precatorius (Indian licorice)
Lineage: Eukaryota; Viridiplantae; Streptophyta; Magnoliopsida; Fabales; Fabaceae
Product: aldehyde oxidase GLOX
Exons: 1
Coding region: 1-1665 (554 amino acids)
Source: RefSeq, a predicted model, not a curated record